CGAUAUGUUGGGUAGCGUCCCGGCAGCAAAACAAGAGAUCCGAGACUAAAGUAUUUUGGAACGCCAGGCACCAGUCUUCGCGGUGACCUGGUGGCGAGCGGGUGUGUGUCGUGCCGCUCCGUGCCUCCUAUUUCUCGAUCAGUGACUGGUGUGAUAGCAAAAGUGAUGACGUAGGAGGGGAGGAGGCGCCCACGACCAAUCAGGUGUCUUCUCUUAUCGGACUGAGGACAGGCGUUCGUUGAGUCGGAUUUCAGAGCGGAUACGGAUUCUGCGCCGGAUGAGGGGACGAAAACAAAGACUGGAGAUAUUUGAGUGAGAAAAGGAAGGAAAAUUAUGUAUGAUGGUGAACGAAGCUUAAUGGAAACCUUUAUAUGAAAGUGAAACGUGAGAAAGAGAUUGGAAAAAAGGAAAAUUAAGACCAGGAGCGAUUCCCAAGCACAGUGUCAAGUGAAAUUUUAAAUUGGAAAAAGAGGAAGGAACAGGAAAGAUUAAAAAUGUGAAAUGAUUUCUUUUUUUUUUUGUGUGUGAUACGUUUAACAUCACGACCUAACCCAAGACGAGAGAGAGAGAGAGAGAGAGAGAGAGAGAGAGAGAGAGAGAGAGAGAGAGAGAGAGAGAGAGAGAGAGAGAGAGAGAGAGAGAGACACACACAUAAAAGAAAGAGACAGAUUAAGAUAGAAAGGUCAAAAGUGGACAUUAAUAUCUACAAGAGAGCGAGAGCGAGAGAGAGAGAGAGAGAGAGAGAGAGAGAGAGAGAGAGAGAGAGAGAGAGAGAGAGAGAGAGAGAGUCACAAGUGGACAUAAAAAAACUGCUGAGAUACUAACCUGGACGAAGAAAAGCCGGAUUUGACCCACCGCACCUGACCCGUGGCCUUCACCAUGCUGGGUCAAAGGUCAUUCACGUGUCCUAUCUUCCUACUAGUCGUCUGCAUCGACAAACCAUCUCUUGUCGAUACCAAGGUGCGCAUUGACCCAAGGCGAAAUGAUCUCAAGGUUCCGAUCCCCGUGCCCAUGGCCUCCCCCACACCUGACCCGGGCCCGCACAUCGUGGAGGACUCGCCGAAAUAUGUGGUGGCAGCGGUGGGAUCGCCCGCCUACGUUCCCUGCAAGACACGGAGCAUCGGGUCGAAAUCGGUUUCAUGGAUAAGACACAGGGACCUUCAUGUAUUGACUGUGGGUUCCUUCACCUUCACCAACGACGCACGCUUCUCCGCCUACCGGGACCAGAACACCGGGGACUGGGUGCUGGUGCUGAGGAACCCCGAACCCUCAGACUCUGGCCUGUACGAAUGUUCCAUCUCCACUAAGCCUGUCACCGCCAUUACCGUCAAACUGCAGGUGGUGGUACCCACGGUGGAGCUGCUGGGGGGCGGGGCAGUGUACCUGGACCGCGGCAGUACCCUGAACCUCACCUGUAUGGUACACUUCAGCCCUACACCACCUGACUUCAUCUUGUGGUACCAUAGAGACAAGCUCGUGAAUUACGGUCAGCCUGGACGGAACAUUAGUGUGAAGACUGAGCACUUCGAGGACACCACCCGCUCCUCCCUGCUGGUCGAGAACGCCACCACUUGGGACUCCGGGGUUUACUCCUGUAAGCCCUCCAACGCUAAACGGGCAUCCAUCAAGGUUCACGUCCUCACCAGCGAGACUCCGGCCGCCAUGCAGACAACUACGAGUGGUUGCCAACUGGUACGCACGACCUCGCCCCUUGUAUCUUUUUUUGCCUCCACCCUAUUCUUGUCCUUCUUCACCCUCCGGCUAUUAUAGGUAUAGUACUAUUAAGGCUGGGAUAGGAUAGGAUGGGCGAGAGAGAGAGAGAGAGAGAGAGAGAGAGAGAGAGAGAGAGAGAGAGAGAGAGAGAGAGAGAGAGAGAGAGAGAGAGAGACUCAUCCCUAUUUCCAAAACCCCUCCCAGAGAUGCAUUUCCCAUUUUCUAUGUAAUUCAAUGUCGUGUCUACGUUUUCUGUUGACUCCAUGUGUAGAGAAGAAUAUAAUAAUUAUUGAUGGGAUUUUUACGUCAUAGGGCCAACUCUGCUGUUUUGUAUAUUAUCUAUACCUUAACCUUGAGUAGAAGGCGCUUACUGCCAUUUUUAAUACUCGUGUGUGUGUGUGUGUGUGUGUGUGUGUGUGUGUGUGUGUGUGUGUGUGUGUGUGUGUGUGUGUGUGUGUGUGUGUGUGUGUGUGUGUGUGUGUGUGUGUGUGUGUGUGUGUGUGU
This is a messenger RNA of Scylla paramamosain (green mud crab), 2217 nucleotides long. RefSeq names its product zwei Ig domain protein zig-8-like. The coding region runs from base 880 to 1770 and encodes 296 amino acids. The transcript is spliced from 7 exons. Gene Ontology annotation, cellular component: neuron projection membrane. The record is from RefSeq and is a predicted model, not a curated record. Gene Ontology annotation, biological process: synapse organization. NCBI's taxonomy places the organism in Eukaryota, Metazoa, Arthropoda, Malacostraca, Decapoda, Portunidae.